Coffea arabica (coffee) is the source of this 1456-nucleotide messenger RNA. RefSeq lists its product as uncharacterized. Gene Ontology annotation, biological process: intracellular protein transport; retrograde transport, endosome to Golgi. The record is from RefSeq and is a predicted model, not a curated record. NCBI's taxonomy places the organism in Eukaryota, Viridiplantae, Streptophyta, Magnoliopsida, Gentianales, Rubiaceae. Gene Ontology annotation, cellular component: cytosol; Ric1-Rgp1 guanyl-nucleotide exchange factor complex; Golgi membrane.
GGUGGGAGGUGGCUGGGGUCGUGGGUCACUUCUCUGCCACUUCGUCAGUCUCCUGUGUACCAACUCCAUCAAGCUGAAGCUUUUCCUCUUUGUGCGGUCAUCUUUGCAGCUCAAGUUUUACCCUCAAGUUUUACCCUCAACUCAAGUUUCACCUUGUAAGACCCGUCUUUCGUUGGCCCUGUUUGCCUGCAUCCGUUAGGUUGGCUCCGUCAGGUGCCUCUCUGCUCGCUGAGCCAGCUCGUCUCUAGCGGCUCCGUCUUCCUUCUGUCCUUCUUUUUCUUUCUUCGUCGACCACAGAUUCUGUUUUGUUUCAUUCAGCUGCAAAAUUUAGCCCCCCGUAAAGGUCCAAAUUUUAUCUUCCCUGCCCCAUAUGUUAAAAAAUCCCCUUUUUCCCCCCGUCUUGGCUUCUCCUCUUUUUUAUUUUUUCCCCGCUCCAUCGCUCUGUCCGGCUGCGUCCCCCCAGCCUUUACUGUUCCGCUUUGCCCCCUUACACGCCUUCUCCUUGUGCUGUCUCCCCUGGCUGCUGACGGAUUAGGUUGCUGCAAUGAUGGCCGAUGUAGCUGCUUCUCCUUACCUCUCCCCACGACUGGUCAAUUGUUCUUCCGUUGGUGUUUCCCUACUGCUGCUCCUUCUCCCUGCUUCCCAUUUCGCUCCGCCAGGUUUGAAGCAAGUGUCCUUUGGAUGGGCGAUAAUACAGACGAAGGAGAGACAUCUAAGGAGCAACAUUAUCUGUGAUAGCAAACAUAUGAUUGUUGAACUUUCUGAUGGAUCAUUGUAUAAUAUAUCAUGGAAGGGAGAGUUCUGUGGGGUUGUUAAUCUUGACAUUUCACUCUCUGAUGGAAGUGGAGCUGGUAAAUUGUCUCAUUCUUUGGACAAUGGUCUUCCUUCUAAUGGAGCACAAGGUGUUUCUCUGCCCAUGAAUUAUAUGAGGAAGAAGUCUGCUAUUGUGCACAUGGAGUUUUCCUUCUCACUGAGGUUACUGUUUUUGCUCUUUUGUGAUGGACAACUUGUGUCAUGUUCUGCAAGUAAGAAAGGAUUAAAGCAAGCUAAUUUAAUUAAAGUUGAAAAGAAGCUGGCAUCUGGUUAUGCUGUAUGUGCCUCAGUUGCUUCAGAGCAACAAAUUCUUGCUGUGGGUACAAAAAGGGGAGAUGCUGAAUUGUAUGACCUCACAGAUUCUGCUUCCCUUGUUCGUGCUGUUUCUUUAUAUGACUGGGGGUAAGUGCUCUGUUUUAAAUUGCACGGAAGGACACUUAUUUGCUGCAUUCAACCUUCUCCACACAUCAAUCAGAUUAUCAACCAAUCACUAGCUACAUUGCCUUGCCCACACAUCAAUAAUGUAUUUACUUGGGACAAAUAUACUCCUGUAUAUUUACAACGCCUGUAUAAUUACGACUUCUUUCCAGUGCAACUGCUUUUUCACUUUUAUUCCUGUAUAAUAUAGCUCCGUUAUUUACCC